AUCGUUGUUUGUUUGUAAACAUUGCCGCUAGAAGUCUUUUGAGCAUGGAAAAUAAGCAGAAAAUUUUAAUAUGUGGCGAUGUUGGUGGGAAAAUUAACAAAUUAUUCGAUCGUGUUGGCUCAAUUGCCAAGAAAUCCGGCGAUUUCGACUUCUUGUUCUGCGUUGGGGAUUUCUUUGGGGAUGAUAAUGAGGAGUUUGAGGUUUACAGGAGUGGUGCAAAGAAAGUUCCUGUUGCAACGUAUAUUCUGGGUCCAACUGCGGAGAAACAUUUGCCAUUGUUUGAGGAUGCCCCAAAUGGGGAGAUUUGUCCAAAUGUCACGUACUUGGGUAAGUCUGGUAUCUACGUAACAUCCUCGGGCAUGAAGGUUGCCUAUGUGAGUGGGAAAGAAGCUGAAAAGCCAUCCGCAGUGACUUUCACAGCAGAAGACACAAAAUCCGUGAAGCUCUCUUGUUUGGCGAGUAAAUCUUCCGGAGAUUACAGAGGAAUUGACAUUCUUCUCACCUCCCAGUGGCCACAUGGAGUGGGGGAUUCAGUUGAGUCAUCGAAGCUUCUUUCCCUCCUUACCAUGGAUAUACGUCCGAGAUAUCAUUUCUGUGGCAUGGAGGAUGUUUAUUGUGAGAAGCCUCCCUUCCGGAAUCCCUCUGACAACAAUUCCCAGCUGGAUCUAGCCACGAGAUUCAUCUCCCUGGCUUCCGUGGGGAAUACAAAGAAGCAAAAGUACAUUUAUGCUCUCAGUAUAAUGCCAGUGGAUAAAAUGAGACUCACAGACCUGAUUCAGAGAACUGUGGAUGAGAUUGAGUGCCCCUACUUGGCAAUUCCGGGACUCCUUGGCGUAAAGACAUCUCAGGGGGAUGAUAGUGCAACUACGCAGUACUUCUUCGACAUGAAUCCACAUCAAGGAGGGAAGAGGCACUCCAGAGAUGGAUCUGGACACGCAGCAAAUAAGAGACCCCGAAAGGAAUUCAGCCUUGAGAAAUGCUGGUUCUGCCUCUCAUCCGUCAAUGUUGAGAAGCACCUGAUUAUUUCCAUUGGAGAAUCCUUCUACCUUGCCCUUGCAAAGGGUCCCCUGAAUAAUCAUCACGUCUUGAUAAUCUCCAUUUCUCACGUGCAGAGUGUUUCCCUUCUUCCGGAGGAAGAUUUCGCCGAAUUGCAACGCUUCAAGGACACCCUGGGGAGUUUCUUUAAAUCCCAAGGAAAGGCCGUUUGCUUCUUCGAGAGAAACUACAAGAGUAGCCACCUACAAGUGAACGCCGUCCCAUUGGAUGCUUCAAUUGCGUGGCAAUUGAAUGAAGCCUUCGAAACAAGUGCUGAAAUGUACAAAUUGGACUUUGAGAAACUCCCACCGCUCACGAGUGCUUCCCAAUUGCCAUCCGGACCGUACUUUGUGGCUGAAUUGCCGGAAGAGGUGACCCUUCUUACGCGUCAAAUGAAAAAUUUCCCCCUUCACUUUGGCCGGGAGGUGAUGUGCAAUGAGAAUCUUCUCAAUUGCGAUGAAAAAAUCGACUGGAAGGAAUGCCAAUUGGAUGUGGAGCAGGAAAAGGAGCUCGUCCAGCAAUUUAAGGAUGAUUUCAGAGAUUUUGAUUUUACAGUGUAAAAAAAACUUAUUGUGAACGGAAAUAAAUGAGUUUGAUAAAUUUUAAA
Lutzomyia longipalpis is the source of this 1642-nucleotide messenger RNA. RefSeq names its product CWF19-like protein 1 homolog. Gene Ontology annotation, molecular function: RNA lariat debranching enzyme activator activity. Gene Ontology annotation, cellular component: post-mRNA release spliceosomal complex. Gene Ontology annotation, biological process: mRNA splicing, via spliceosome. The coding region runs from base 45 to 1595 and encodes 516 amino acids. The record is from RefSeq and is a predicted model, not a curated record. The transcript is spliced from 3 exons. NCBI's taxonomy places the organism in Eukaryota, Metazoa, Arthropoda, Insecta, Diptera, Psychodidae.